Messenger RNA from Perca fluviatilis (European perch), 3882 nucleotides. Its product is annotated as RING finger protein 122-like. NCBI's taxonomy places the organism in Eukaryota, Metazoa, Chordata, Actinopteri, Perciformes, Percidae. Bases 498 to 938 code for a protein of 146 amino acids. The record is from RefSeq and is a predicted model, not a curated record. Gene Ontology annotation, molecular function: ubiquitin protein ligase activity. The transcript has 6 exons. Gene Ontology annotation, biological process: protein ubiquitination.
UGUGAUGCAGACAGCGAAUCACAUGAGCAGGGAUCUGUUUACAAACUGAGGGCUGUAGAAGAGAAGUGGAGAAGAGAGAGGAGGAGAGUGAAUGUGAGAGGAAAAGACAGGAGAAGAGCCUGGAUAUGCAUUGACAUUAGCCGCAUUGUCUUCCUGUGUUGUAUACCUCUCUGUGUUCUUUGUUCAGAGCAGAAGGCUGGGGAAGACAGGAACACUGAGGCUGCCUGCCUGCCACUCUGCCUCUCUGACCGCCUCGUUGGCUGGCCGUGCUGCUGGGAAACCCAUCCAUGUCCUUCCCUUUGUGUCUCCAUAAUUGGCAAAGGCAGGUUUUCACAGCGAGAGAAGAAUAAAGCGACGUGGAGAUCUAAAAAGAGAGGAGAGAGAAGAAAGGAAGGGAGAAGAGAAAAGAAGAGGAGGAAAGGAGGGAGAGCCUCGUGACAAUGUUUUGAAGGGGAGGCAAAACAAAAAAGCAGUGACUGCGCUCGGCCAGAGGGUCUAUGUGUGACGUUGGAUUGCAGAACUCCGACCCUUACGGCAAGAUGACAUCUGAAGAGCUCUUCCACCUCCCGCUCAACAUCUAUAUCAUCAUCCUGGGCAUCGGCCUCUUCAUCCUCAUGCUCACCCUUUUCUUCUGUUGCUACCUGUUCAGGCUCAGGAGACAAGGUGUAAGAGAACAGUUCGGCUACAAUGAGGUUGUUUUGAAAGGAGCGGGGAAGAAACUGAGCCUUCUUGGUCAAACAUGUGCCGUGUGUUUAGAGGAGUUUCGCAGCAGGGACGAGCUUGGAGUGUGCCCAUGUUCCCAUGCCUUUCACAAUAAGUGUCUGCUAAAAUGGUUAGAGAUCCGCAGUGUCUGCCCCAUGUGCAACAAGCCCAUUUGUCGCCUCCAGCCUAACCCCCCACAAGCACCUGAGCGGCCACAGAGUCUCCUGGAGGUCUGAGAGGGGAACAUAUGUAACAAAAUCACCUCUCCAGAUAGUUGACACGUUGUCACCUGUAGUUUUAGUAAUGCAAACAUUUCUUCAAGGCAGAGCUACUCUGGAAGUAGAACUUAUAUAAUUGUCUGAGUUAAACAGUAAGUGCAGAGCCUAAGGGGCCUACCUGGUAAACUAUAUGGGGGAGAUUGUAACACUGAGACAGAGGUGGUAAUGCUAAUUCAUGAUUAAGGCUAACUAUCAAGCCUAGAUACUGCAAUCUUCAGUACAUAGCCAGAUGUUUAAGCUAAGUGCCUUAAAGCUGCAGAUCCUCUCAAUGAGAGUUGACACCCGUCAGCACUGGGCACAAUGAUGAGGAUUCAUGCAUGCAUGGAAUCCAGUUUACUCCUCAUUAUAGAUAAGUUAUGUAGGAAAUGGUGAAUGAGUUGUGGGCAAUUGUCCUAAAUUGUCUGGCGCCACUUAACUGCCAAGCUAACAGUGAGACAUCCAUCCUAAACUCCAGGCUUCAGAAAGCUCCUUCUCAAUUCUACUUUAACAUUUGUUCCACAGUCUAUUUUGGUAACAAGAUUACCUUUUUAAAUGGGCUUCAGUUUACUCACUUACUUGUCUUGCAGCAAAACUGUGGUUAGCUUCGCCCACUGAAGUUUGAUUUGGUUAUCUGUUGAGGGGAAACUUUGUGGGGGAGAUAGUAAUGAUUUACAGCACCACAUGUGACAUCAAGACAUCAGCAUUUACCAUCAACAUUAUGGCAUCAUUACCAAAAACAUAUCGCUGGCAUCAUUAUCAGAGAGAGAUAAUACCAGCUAGUUGGGAAAUGUUCCAAUUCCUCAUUUAAGUGGGGUCAGAUUAGACAGCUUCUAUUUGUCUUCUACUUCUGUGUCACCCAAACAGUUGUGUUGGUUCCUCAGCAUGUGGAUUGUUACUGCUGUAACCCAACUAAAAAAAAUUAUUUCUGCCUCUGAGAAAUGUCAGUCCGCUCAUUUUUUUUACUUUUCUCAACAACAAAAAAAAUGACAUGCAGUGCCACAUGAAUAUGAUGUGUCUCAGUCUUUCACCGCAACUUAAGAGCCCGAAGCUUAGAACGAAGAAGAUUCAACCCCCUUUGGGUUAUUGCUGCCCCAAAGUUGAUGGUAAAUGCAGAGACUGUGAUGAAAGAUGUGCAGUUGUGGACAAGAUGUCUUUUAACAAAACAGGACAAUUGUAAACUAACAGGAAACAUGGCUAUGUGUAUUUUACCUAUAAUCUUUCAUUGUCUGAGCUAAAUGGCAAGACAUAUAUUAUCAUAUGGGACCUAAUAGAAACUACAGGCAACUACAUUCAGCUACAAUAAAUGGCCAACCAGUACAUUAACACAUACAUUUUAAGUUAUUUCUAAGAAAGUGUUUUGUAUCACAACAGGCUUUCAGUCAAAGGUAUUGUGCGUCAGUGAUGCUAAAGCACGUUGAAUGUCAUUUGUCAGUAGUAAUAGUUGGAUGUCAUUGUUGCCAGUGGGACAGAUGACAUCUUAGCUCCGCUCUGUACUGUGGUGAUAUAAAUAGACACACUGCACUGAUAUGAAGAGCCUGUUUCUUGUCUGAGUGAGAUGCACCAUUAACAGCAUUCUCUGUAUGUACCAUGUAAUAUAUUAUGAGUACUGUGUAAAUUGUAAAUGCAAUUUUAUGAUUUUAGAAAAAAAUAUAUAACCAGUGUUUUGAUAUAGUCAUUUGGAUCCAAGUCUUUUUUUUCUAGUUUUGCUACAUGUUGACACUUGAAACUGUUCAUUUGUAUGCUGUCGUUAUCUACGGAAGGUUAAGCUAUUGUGCUAUUGGUGCCCUAUCUUUGUUUUAGGUGGUUUUGGUUGAUCUUACCAACUGUGUGUAAAUGUGACAGAAGGAUUUCCACCAAUAAGGUGCCACCUCUGAUAUAAAUGUGCCUAAAAAACAUCUUCAUACCUUAACUCAAAAAUAGUUGUUUUUAUUCAUCAUUUUCCAAUAAAAUUCCAGCAGGCUGUGUGCUGUGAGGGUAAUGCUAGAGUUACUGCUACAGGUAAUUACGACCUGUUUUUAUUUGAUAUUGUUUAGCCAUGGUAGCGCUGCGUAAGUCCAGGGAUGGCAACGUCUGUCUGUUGGUCAGUCAGUCGAUCCACCAUUCUGGUCCAGGCUGAACAUCUCUCUCUCUCUUAACUUAACUACUGGAUGAAUUGUCAUUACAUUUUGUGCAGAUAUUCGUGAUCCACAGAGGAUAAAUCAUACUGACUGCUACCAAUAGUGGAUCCCGUGACAGUUUUCUCCAGCGCCACCAUGAGGCUGACAUUUUUUUUUGUGAAAUAUCGUGAUGACUUUUGGAUGGAUUUUCAUUGCAUUUGAAUGAACUGUAAUAACUUUGGUAAUCGCUGAACAUUUCCUCUAGCGCAAUACUAUAAUGUAUCCAAUACUUUGGUAAAUGACCAAAUACAUGUAAACCUCAUGAGAUUCUCCAUCAGCCUCAGCUGUAUAGCAUACUUUGUGUUAACUAUGUUAGCAUGCUGACCAUAGACGGUAUAAAAUAGAUGCUAACACGCUAAACAAAGAUGGUAAACAUUGGGCUAUACCUGCUUAACAUCAGCAUGUUAGCAUUGUCAUCGUAGGAAUGCUGACAUUCACAUUUAGCUUAAAGCACCCAUCUGUGAAAAUAAUCUGCUCCUGGAGAUCUUGUGCAAGGUUCUGAGAGAAAGCUGAAUAAUACUUUGGACUAAACAACCAAGUCACAUUUUCUUGUCCAAGACCAAUUCCUACAAGCUCUUUUAUGAGAUUGACUUCUUAUCCCUUCAUAUGAAUUCCCAGAAAUACUACAAAAGACACUUGGCUGCAGAGCAGUUUUUACAACUUAACUUAAACCAAUAGUGAAUUCCCAAUUUAUCCCACCUAAUUCUCAAUGGGGCUUCCCACACUUCCACGUGAAAGUUUAACUAAAUUAAAGUGCUGAGAAUGUC